Molecule: messenger RNA, 2986 nt
Organism: Chroicocephalus ridibundus (black-headed gull)
Lineage: Eukaryota; Metazoa; Chordata; Aves; Charadriiformes; Laridae
Gene: POFUT1
Product: protein O-fucosyltransferase 1
Exons: 7
Coding region: 88-1245 (385 amino acids)
Biological process (GO): Notch signaling pathway; protein O-linked glycosylation via fucose; regulation of Notch signaling pathway
Cellular component (GO): endoplasmic reticulum
Molecular function (GO): peptide-O-fucosyltransferase activity
Source: RefSeq, a predicted model, not a curated record
GCCGCUUCCCGCUUAGAGAGGCCGUUCCGGCGGGCCGCGGGGCAUGCCGGGAUAGGGCCGUUUCUCGUUGACCUGCGUCCGGCCGCCAUGGCGGCGCCGCUGGUUCUCCUGCUUUUCCUUCUCCUCGGGGUGAUGGUGGCGGGAGGCGACGCGGGGCUCGCCUGGGACGCGGCCGGUUACCUGCUCUACUGUCCCUGCAUGGGCCGGUUCGGGAACCAGGCCGAACACUUCUUGGGAGCCCUGGCCUUCGCCCGGGCCCUCAACCGGACCCUGGCUGUGCCACCGUGGAUCGAGUACCGCCAUCACCGCCCGCCCUACACCAACCUGCACGUCCCCUACAUGGAGCACUUCAAGCUGGAGCCGCUCCUGCAGUACCACCGCGUUAUCAGCCUGGAGGAGUUCAUGGAGAAGCUGGCGCCCGUUCACUGGCCUCCUGGCAAGCGGGUGGCUUACUGCUUUGAAGCAGCAGCUCAGAGAAGUGCUGACAAAAGCACUUGUCCCAUGAAGGAUGGAAAUCCAUUUGGUCCCUUCUGGGAUCAGUUCCAAGUGAAUUUUGAUAAGUCUGAGCUCUUCAAGGGAAUUUCCUUCAGUUCUGCAUACAAGGACCAUUGGAUCCAAAGGUUUUCACCGUCUGAGCACCCUGUACUCGCCUUACCUGGAGCUCCGGCCCAGUUUCCAGUCUUAGAGGAGCACCGGCCCCUCCAGAAGUACAUGGUGUGGUCUGAUGAAAUGGUGAAGAAAGGAGAAGCCUAUAUUCAUUCUCUGCUGGUCAGGCCCUACGUAGGAAUUCACCUGAGGAUCGGCUCAGACUGGAAAAAUGCUUGCAAUAUGUUAAAGGACGGGACAGCCGGGCCGCACUUCAUGGCUUCACCUCAGUGCGUGGGCUACGACCGAAGUGCUGCGGUCCCUCUCACCAUGGACAUGUGCCUGCCAGACCUCAAAGAGAUCAAGCGUGCUCUCAAGCUCUGGGUGAAAAAGACAGAGGCUAAAUCUGUUUAUAUCGCUACAGAUUCUGAGCCCUACACGACGGAAAUACAGCAGUUCUUCCAAGGAAAGAUCAAGGUUGUUAGCUUGCAGCCAGAAGUGCCUCAGAUUGAUUUGUAUAUUCUUGGCCAGUCCGAUCAUUUUAUCGGGAACUGUGUCUCUUCGUUUACUGCCUUUGUGAAAAGAGAGCGCGACGUGCACGGAAAACCCUCUUCAUUUUUUGGCAUGGACCACCCACCAAGAUUACGGGAUGAAUUCUGAUCGAAAGAGGAACAAGCUCCGUAGUUUUCAGGGCUCCGAGCUUGGUACUUUGCUGAGGGACCACUUGGUGCUAACAGUGUUCUCCUGCCCGCAGAGCACGCUGUCGGGCUGCCGCAGAGCUGCUUCAGCCCGUGAUACUCCUCACUGACUGUUCUGUCUGACUUCUCCUGUAUUUCCAGCAUGAGGUCAGCCAGAAAAGUAAUUUUAAAUCAUGUAGUUUAUAGGGAACUAUAAACUAUAUAUAGUUUUUAAGAUGUAGUUUAUAUAGUUCUCCAUUGUCAGUAUUUGGGAUUUGCCAGCAAUCAUGAUGAAGCAGCUGCUCAGAUUUCCUCUUUUCCAUAUCUUUUUUUUUUUUUCCGUUAAAUCUUAAAUUUUACCUGGAAAUGUUUUGAAAGCUUCUUGUCCAAAACUGACCAUAAAUUCUUUUUUAAGUGCGAAGUGUUGCCAGGAAUAUCACAUUCCCUGGAAAGGAGUGCAAGAUAAACCUCAGGACAAAAAAAUUAGAAGAUCUAGGUUUUAUCAAGUACCGCUGUUGCCUUACUAGAGCUGUGUCACCUCAGUGCCUCAGUUUCCAUUCCCCUGUCAAUAGAUGUUUCAUAUCUGCUUCGCAGCAGAGCUGUGGGGCACGCGGAUCUCUUCACUGGUGCUACUGAAGCGCAACAGGGGCGUGUUUUAAUGUGGCAGCUGCCUCUUCAGCCCGUCUUUGUAUGGAACUGGGGAGCAGGCACUUGCAGGGCCACAGGCGGGAGAUCAUCUGUAGCCUGUUGAGAGUUGGAGAUUUAGGGCUUGUAGCUUUGUAGCUGUUGGUGUCAGGUGGAGGUCUGUGGUAGAAAUGGAACUGGUUUUAAGCUAGGACUUUUAAUGUAGCCAUAAUGAGGUUGGUGUACGUGAUACCUAGGUCUAUUUUAAGGGUUUAUGUGGGGUUUUUUGUCUAUUUUUGUACUUUGUGAAGUAACCCCUCUGACAACAGAACCCCUGUCUGUGGGGGUAGUUUCCAGUGGGGAGAUAACUGUGGAAAGCAUGCACUGACGGUGAAACGGCAGCCCCAAACCCCUUAGUUUGGCCCAGUGCAGCUCAGCGCUGGUAACACUGGUAAUCCCAGCGUGGUGAGACUCAACUUGACCAAUGCCUUUUGGUACUCCUGUGAUUUUUAUAUACAUAUUUUCAUUUAUUUUUUUUUCUCCCAAAGACUGAAUACAGAAUGUACUGUUUCUUUUUUUAAGAACACACCUUAGGUGAGUCUGUGGUACCAGGGCUGGCUGCCUCCAGUGCACUGUUACGGCCUAAAUGCUGCUGUGUCUGACCAGUUACUGGGGUUUAAGGCUAAAUAAAUGUCUUUGAUGGUGGUUUUUUUCCUGCUUGGAAUGUUCCUGAGCUUUAAAGGAGUUUGAAGGCUCAAGGGAGUGAGCAAAAGAGAGCUCAAUGAGACGGUACCUGAAAUGUCAGGGUGGCAGAGACUCAUGUCUUGUUUCCUCGUUGCUGGCUUUCAGAAAUUUUUGGGAUUUGGUGGUUUUGGGACCUGUGGCCGCAUCCUGGUGGAGCAGGACACCUGCAGGCUCCUCGCUUAGUGAUGUUGGAUGGUGCUGUCAGGGCCGCCUCGCCUCACUGCAGGGCAAGCGCAGCCUUUCCGCACAGUAUUGGGAAAACAGUGUAUUAAAAAAAAAAGUUUUGUGGUUUGUGUUUUUUUUUUUUAAAAGAAAAAUGUAAUUUUUGUAAUAAUAAAAACCUGCUUUUGUAGUCA